Acanthaster planci (crown-of-thorns starfish) is the source of this 1374-nucleotide messenger RNA. Its product is annotated as acyl-coenzyme A thioesterase THEM4-like. NCBI's taxonomy places the organism in Eukaryota, Metazoa, Echinodermata, Asteroidea, Valvatida, Acanthasteridae. The record is from RefSeq and is a predicted model, not a curated record.
UCGCAUUUUUGUUUUCUUGCAUGACUAGCGGAACUCGGACACCGAGUCGGAAAUUAGCCUUCUCGUCCACACUUGGCGCACUUUUAAGGACCCCCCUGUUCUCAGCUCCGAGUCAAUAUACGAAGGCUUUGUCGUAAAAUUUAGAAUUUAUGUACACACGCCGGUCAGUCACAACAGCUUCAUAAAGGCCGUGCACUUGACCUCACUCAUCCAACACAAUUAAGAAGGUUACAGUCACCUAAUUAAUCCAUGAUUGAAUGCCGUGCCCUUCGCAUGAUAACUGAACUGACCGGUGCAGUGGAACACUGUGCCGCUUUGUUAGGUGCUGGGCGCGUGCCGGUCUACACUGCCGAGGACCGACCGUGCUUGAACGAAUGGCUGAACUCAGCCUGGCAUUUUGUUGGUGAUUGCUUCCCGUGGGUUGGCAAGUAUUCAUUUAUACACUAUGGCCUCGUCGCCCAAGAGCCACUGGGAGUGGCUAGAAGAGACGGAGGCGUUGUUCACCAGGUUGGAGGCGGAGCCAGGAUGGACGCAGAUGAGGAGUUCGAAGACCGACCACCAGACCAAGCACGUCUUCUCCCGGGCAGUGACAGAGAACGGGCCCAUCAUCCAUUUUGGGGUUUUCCUGCACGAAAACGACGGAAAGCUGCGGGGCCUGUGUCAGUUUGGGGAGGAUGCCAACUCUUACAUGAAAGGAUUGGUUCACGGCGGCGCCAUUGCAACAAUGCACGACACCACGACGGGCGUUCUAGCGAUGAACAUGGGCGCCAAGUUGAUGUACACACGCUACCUCAAUACCACGUUCCUGAGGACGACGGUCCUCAUGGAGGCUGUCAUUGACAAAGUGGACGGCAACAAGACGUUCUUGAAAGGAUACCUGAAGAGUCCCGAUGAGAAAACAGUCUACUCAGAAUGCACAGCUCUGUAUGUGAAUGCCGAUAAGGCUGCUGGAAGUAACAUGUAAUUGGAUUUUUUAAGGAACUUGUAUUAUUUAGUGUCAGUAUCUUAAUAUUUCUCUCUGUUUUACUUGUGUGGUUGUGUAAGACGGAUGCAUCAUUUGUGUUCUCUGGUGCUAAGAAGCAAGAAAACGAUAUUGUUUGGUUGGAGAACGACACUCGCGGUUCCUUUAAAAGAGCGUUUAAUUGCGGACGCUGUAGUUAAACUCAAAUAUUGGGGAAAAUAGUGAAAGUCGAUCGCUGUGGUGGAAUGAAGAGGAAUCUUUUCAGGUUUUUCACUAUGUUGCCGUUGGGUGCGUUAUGCUAGGAAAACAAUGAGGAGAGAAAUCACUGAAAACUUAUUUUUUGUUGUUGCAAAUUCGAGUCUUGGAAUUUUUGGUGGUGAAAGUGCACGAGGUAAUAAACUCACCUUUUAAUU